AUGGAUGAGAAUGAAGUGGAGAAAGAGAAAAUGUCUAAAAAAUCUCAUAUCACUUGCCGUCAGUGUAGAAAGAGUUUCACACGCAAACAGAGUCUUGAGAUUCACAUGAGGAUCCAUACUGGAGAGAAACCGUUCACAUGUGAUCAGUGUGGAAAGAGUUUCACAUGCAAACAGAGCCUUGAGAUUCACAUGAGGAUCCACACUGGAGAGAAACCGUACACAUGUGAUCAGUGUGGGAAGUGUUUCAAGCGAAAAGACCACCUUAAGUAUCACAUGAACGUCCACACUGGAGAGAAACCGUUCACAUGUGAUCAGUGUGGGAAGAGUUUUACACAACAUGCUAACCUUUGGACACACAUGAACAUCCACACUGGAGAGAAACCAUUCACAUGUGAUCAGUGUGGGAAGAGUUUUACACAACAUGCUCACCUUAAGACACACAUGAACGUUCACACUGGAGAGAAACCGUUCACAUGUGAUCAGUGUGGAAAGAGAUUCACACAACAAAGAAACCUUAAAAUGCACAUGAUUAUUCACACUGGAAAGAAACUACAUGGAUGUGAUCAGUGUGGCAAAACCUUUGCUAGAGCUCUAUAUUUGAAACGGCACCAGAGGAUCCACACUGGAGAGAAACCUUACAUGUGUUCACACUGCCACAAGACAUUCACUGAUUCAGGAGACCUGAAAAAACACGAGAGGAUCCACACUGGAGAGAAACCUUACACGUGUUUACACUGUGAAAAGACAUUCACUGAUUCAGGAGACCUGAAAAAACACGAGAGGAUCCACACUGGAGAGAAACCUUACACGUGUUUACACUGUGAAAAGACAUUCAGGCGUUCAGGACAUCUGAAAGUACAUGAGAGGAUUCACACCGGAGAGAAACCUUAUCACUGCACUGCAUGUGGGAAGACUUUCAGUGGAUCAUCAACUCUACGCAAGCAUGCCAAAACUCACAUUAAGUAG
Molecule: messenger RNA, 966 nt
Organism: Carassius carassius (crucian carp)
Lineage: Eukaryota; Metazoa; Chordata; Actinopteri; Cypriniformes; Cyprinidae
Product: gastrula zinc finger protein XlCGF8.2DB-like
Exons: 2
Coding region: 1-966 (321 amino acids)
Biological process (GO): regulation of transcription by RNA polymerase II
Cellular component (GO): nucleus
Molecular function (GO): DNA-binding transcription factor activity, RNA polymerase II-specific; RNA polymerase II transcription regulatory region sequence-specific DNA binding
Source: RefSeq, a predicted model, not a curated record